This is a messenger RNA of Rhineura floridana, 7029 nucleotides long. It is a transcript of the gene G2E3, whose product is annotated as G2/M-phase specific E3 ubiquitin protein ligase. The record is from RefSeq and is a predicted model, not a curated record. The transcript is spliced from 17 exons. Bases 317 to 2560 code for a protein of 747 amino acids. Lineage: Eukaryota; Metazoa; Chordata; Lepidosauria; Squamata; Rhineuridae. Gene Ontology annotation, molecular function: ubiquitin-protein transferase activity. Gene Ontology annotation, cellular component: nucleus.
AAGACGAGAGCGGCCGAUCGGCCGAUUAAUGGAUCGCGAAGGACAGAGGGACGAGGGGGCGGGGCUUCCUUCUCGCGUUCUCUGCUGCUUUUGUGACGCCAGCGGAUGUUGGGGUUUGAAUGCUCCGGCGGUUAUUUUGGAGUGGACGUGCUAGGGGAAGUGCGGGGUUUGGCCGCUCUACGGAUCAAAUAGUACCUAGAUGGAGAGCCGCUGACAGGCAAUCUCAAAGAAGGUGGGGAACACUGGAGCUCUCUUAUUGCGACUCACUCACUUACCUACGAGACAGCUUCAAGUUUUUUGGAAGGAGAACGCUAGGAUGAGUGAUAACGUUAUUGGCUGCCUUCAGAACCUGCCCUGUGAAUUCUGUCAACGGGCUGAUGACUGUCCUGAAAAAUAUGGGGAAAGGAGGACUUACGAGAACUACAAUCUCACUGUUCAUUAUUACUGUGUAUUAAUGUCAAGUGGGAUAUGGCAGAGAGGUGAAGAUGAAGAAGGCUUUUAUGGGUUUUUACCUGAGGAUAUCCAAAAAGAAAUUAAUAGAGCUGCAAGACUGAAAUGUACUGUCUGUAAGAAAAAAGGUGCUUCAAUUGGUUGUGUGGCUUCCAGAUGCAAACGAAGCUACCACUUUCCUUGUGGGGUAGAGAGAGAAUGCAUUUUCCAAUUCAGGGGAAAUUUUCCGUCAUACUGUUGGGAACACCGACCUACGCAAAAACGUUCCUCUAACUCUAAAGGAUCGUCACAGUGUACCAUAUGUUUCGAGUUGGUUAAACAUGCACCAUCAUACAACAUUUUGGCAAGUCCAUGCUGUAAAAAUGCUUGGUUUCAUAGAGACUGUUUGCAGUGUCAAGCUCUAAGUGCAGGGGUGUUUUUCUUUAGAUGCCCAGUAUGUAACAACAAAGAGAAAUUUCAGAAUGAAAUGUUGAGAAUGGGCAUACAUAUUCCAGAAAGAGAUGCCUCCUGGGAACUGGAAGAGAAUGCAUACCAGGACCUUCUUCAGUGUUACCAACACUGUGACAUCAAAAUAUGCCUCUGCAAAAAUGGAAGAAACUACAAUGAGUCUGAUAGCAAAUGGGAAAUAAAGCGCUGUCAAUAUUGUGGUUCAAGUGGGACUCAUUUGGCAUGUUCCUCACUUACAAAUUGGGAGCAAAAUUGGGAAUGCAUAGAAUGUAGAACUAUCCUGGCAAAAUCAACUGGGAACUGUCAGAAAUGGCGAAAACGUUCUUGGAGUAUGCCAGAAAAAAAAGAUAUUGGAGACAGCUUGCUGGAAGAGCCAUCACCCAAAUGUCCCAGACAGUCUCCUGGAUCCCAUCUUGGCUUUCUUGUCAGGUCCCCAAAGAUAUGCCCCAAUGGCUUUACUCAGUGUUCACAACUGGAUCUCCCCUCUCCUAAUAAUAGACUGAUAUCUCCUUCCCCCUUGAUCAGUCCUUCAGUGAGGAAUCUGUCGAUAAGAAAAAAGCAACUCGUAGUACAGCAGAGAGAAGUCUCCAAUAUUCUGAGGGAAUUAAGAUCACAAAUUCAUACUAAACCAACAAGACUGAAUAUCAGUAGACAAAACAUCUGGGUUAGCGCCUUAAAGGGAUUUCAAAAACGGAGCUUCAAUCCUGCCAAUACUAUUGAAGUAAAGUACAUAAAAUGCAGGACGAAAAUAGAGAUGGAUGUCUGCCAUUCAUCAAAGGAAGAUUUUUUUCUGUUACUGAUGAUUCACCUUCAGAACUCAUCACUCUUUGAAGGCGGUUCCUCAAAGAACUUGUCUUUUGAUUCCCAAGCUCUUAAAGAUAAUUUAUACUAUGAAGCUGGAAAAAUGAUUGCAGUUUCUCUGGUUCAUGGAGGCCCGUCUCCUAGCUUCUUCUCCAAAAGCUUGUUUAAUUGCCUUGUUUAUGGUACAGAAAAUGUGAAACCAACUAUAGAAGAUGUUGCUGAUAGGAAUGUUUUGCAGAAAAUAGAGAAGAUAAAAUCUGCAAGAACUUUGAGCAGCUUAGAAUCAGCAAUAAGUGAUUGCUCUGAAUAUCUCGCCACUGUUGGAUGUUUGAAACUUGUAACAGCUCUAUGUGAUAAGGAUAUGUUGGUGAAUGAGAUACUGAAUUAUCAUGUCAUCAAGAGAACUAUUUUGCCUUUUGAAAGCUUUAGACAAGGUUUGGAAACACUUGGUGUUUUGGAAAAAAUGCAGAUGAAUCCUGAUGCGUUCUGUAGCAUAUUAUGUCACAAGCCUGAGAAACUUUCAGCAAAACUUCUUUGUGAUCUCUUUACAAUCCACUGUUUACCAGGAGCAGACAAAGCCAGAAGUCUAGAUUUCUGGAUGGGUUACUUACAGGAGACGGAAGGUGGCGAGUCAGCAGUAACUCUAGAGGACAUCUUAGUGUUUGCAACUGGCAUUCGUGAUAUUCCACCCAUUGGCUUUGAUCCUGAGCCUGCAGUUAAGUUUCUGCAUAUAAAAUACCCCAUUGGAAAGAGACACCUUAAUUGUUUAGAGCUUCCAAUAACAAAGUCUUAUGAGAAGUUUAAAAGAAUUCUGGAUUUCGCCAUCAGAAGUACUCUAAGAUUAGAAUCAGAAGUACGUUAGUUGCUACAAUGGAUGCUGAAAAGUGAAUGAUGAAGCAUGUAAGAAGCUUGCUAGCUGCUCGGCGGAUAACACACACAUUCAUCCUCACAGACUUACAACUUGAUCAUGGAAACGGCUUAAUCUCAGUCUUUGCACUUUGAACAUGGUUUCAAAAUGCUGAACAAAGCUUUUAAAACAAUUUUGUAUUAUUUGUAUUUUUUAAUACUUUGCCCUAAUCUCAUCCUUUAGCCCAGCCCCACUUUAUAAUAUAAUCCAACCAGUGGCCAGUUGUCUGGUAGUGUACUGUACCCUCCAUUUAUAUUAUAAACAAUUAUAAAUCAAAAUUUCUGGUGAAUAGAUUCACUAAUCCCCUUUCCAGUUUGUAAUAUAUCCAGGAAGUAAUAUUUUCGUGUAAGUUUUGAUUGGUGGGGAGCGCAGAGAAUGAGGGAUGAUCUUUUACAUAUUAAAUGACUAAUUUAGCAUUAUUCUAGCUAUUACUUAUGAACAAGGAUAAGGAAGCUAAACAUAUUACCUCAUUUUAAUUUUUGUCAAAUAUAUAUUUUUAAAGAAUAGCAGAGCUUUAUGAUGCAGUACCCCAGCUGCUUUAAAAUUACAUUUCCGUUCUACAGUCAUUCCAAACGUUUUCUUUGGUGCUUUAACACUGUGAAAGAGUUAAAAAAAUGUGCUGUUGUGUAAAGGUUUUGCAGUUUAGAGAAGAUAUAAGCCAACUCAGAUGCACUAGUUAAAUCAGUUUCAUAGCUUCAAGUCCAAAUGUUUGAAAAUGGUACACAAGUUUUAAGAGUUACACUCGUUUAUCUGUAAUGAAGAGAACAUACUAGUUCAACUUAAUUACUACUGUUUGAAGAAGGCAGAGAUUUGUUAGCAUAUGGUUUGCACCAAUUUUGAAUAUUGGUAUUUUUGAAGUUUAGACACUCCACUAUUUACCUGAUGGCUUAUUUGAAAUCUUGUGCACUUGAUUUCAUUUUCAAAGUCCUCUAUUGCCCCAGAUGCACUGUAAAUAUGCCAUAUAGAGUAUUUAAUCCUAUAAACUAGAAGUGAUCUAAUAAUUUGCCUGUUUACCAUAUCUUGGGUAUAUGACAUAAUAGAAAAUGUAUGUCAAUGGCUUGAUCCAAAGUAGCAUGAGGCUGUUUCUGCUCAAGCUGGAGGGGGGAGGGGACUCUUCUGCUUCACCUCCCUUCUGGCAGCAGGUUCCUGCUUCCCCUAAUUCCCUCCCAAAAGGCUGGGGAACUCUCUAGUGCUGCUUUUUGAGUGACAUAAAGGUCAGCAACCACAGAGUAAGAUUGCACUCCAAAUUUAUAACAGUGAGUUGCAACCAAUGUAGUGCUAAAUAAAGAUACCAUCGAUACAAGAAUUGCCACUUGUGCAAUGUAACUUGCCCUCCUCCUCCCCUCACAUGCUCCCUAAAUCUGUUUUACAGGUUUUCCCAACCCUCCAGAGCACAUUUUGGGUGUGCAGAGGGGAGGGGGGGAUGUUCUAUUGUGCAAGCACAAAUGCUUGCAAUGACUGGAUGCAUUAGUUGGAAUACUGCCCAAUAAUUUUAAUUUCUUCUCUUUCCCCUCCCCCACAUGUGCACAAACAAGUUGCUGGGGCUUGUCAUCUUCUGUGCUAAGUCCAUGAUCUGUGUAUGUCUCCAAGCCCAAAAUGUCUGGGGUGGCAAUCCCUUGCACCAACUUUAAUCUCAAGAGGAAGACUGGAUAUCCAUAUUGCACUUAGAGAUGUAAAAUUCUUGACAAUUUUGAAGGCAUGAGAGAAUAGCCCAGGGUGUUUCCUUGGGGGAAAUUAAUAGUUAAUUAUCAAACUUAAACUUAUUUUAUUGCUUCAAACCUUGUAAAAAUGCAUUAUUACUUAGCUAACAUACAAAACUGGCCUCUUUGGCAUUUUAAUGAUAUUUACAGAGUAAUCCUAUGUAUGUUCACUCAGAAGUAAGACUCGCUCUGUGUAGUGGAGCUUACCCCUAGGUAAACAUAAAUUAUAUAUCAGUCAUUUGAGGGCAGAGCUGAAAAGAUUGACCACAGGGAAAGGGCUAAAUCAGAAGACAGAAAAUGGCAGAAUACUGGCUUCUGAUAUCUUGCAAAGAGCAAUUCACAAGCAAUGACGGCCUUUUUCUUUUCUUCUGGGGUUUUGCAGACUUUCACAUUUCUUAGUUGCAUUGUGCUUUAAAAAAAUCUCCACGCGCCUCAAGUACAGCAUGAUACAAACGUGCCUCAGCCCUCUUCUUUGAACUGGAGAACAGGGUUGGGAAUUGUCUGCACAGUGAUGCUGUGUUUGUCAGGUGCUUACAGGACUUCCUGUAAGCUCAGCAUGACAUUGGAAACAAGCUCUGGGCCACUGAUUUGGAGAAAAUAUUUUGGGCUACUCUGGAUUGUAUCCAACAUGGCCAUUCUGCUUGCGCAAUGGAACUUCUCUCUCCUGCAACCCCCUGUGUACCCUCAAAAUUUGCUCCAGAGGAUUGAGAGAUCCUUUGGGGCAGUGUGGGGAGUAGAAUGGGAAGUUCCAUUGUGUAAGUGGAACUGCAUUUACACAGCAUUGAACAAACCCUAUGUUUUUAUAAACAUGUUAAUUUAUAAUUGGUCUUCUAUAAACAAGCCUUGUUUGUUGUAUUUUAUAUUGCAGUACAUGUGUGGGUUUAACCUACUCUUGAUUGACUCAUCCUGGUAGUCUGAUUAUGUGAGUGUCUCAUAACAAUAUAUUUUAUAUACCAUUCACUAAUUAAUUACUUUCCAUCAGUUAACCCAAUAUAUAUAACAUUCCCAUGACAUGACUAUCUUUAAAGAACUUAAAUCAUUAGGAAUCUUGGGAUUUUUUGAGAAAUUCACAAGUAUGUUUUAAAUAAGUCUUUAAAAUAUUUAUUACAUCAGUGUCUACUUUGAGUUUUUAUCUUUUAUUUCUUAAUCUGGAAUUAAUCACUGAAUAUUGCAACAAGAUCUAACUCUUUGUUCAGUGCAAUCAAUAUUUCAAUUGCAAACCAAUUAAGAUUUUUGUAUGAAAAAAUUGUCGCAAGAAUCGUACUUGAUUUUUUAUGUCUUGCCAUUUAUAUAAAAAAAUCUAAUCUGAAACAGAUUAGUAAACACAAUUGCAUAUAAAAAUAGAACUUGAAAAUCAAUUGAAUCCAAAAAUAUUUCCAAAAAUAGAUAUUUGGAAAUAUGUAUGUUAGGAAUUUGUUUCUACUAUCAGUCAACUUGGUGAGAAAUAAGUGUGCCUUGUACAGUAAGCUAUCAACACUUAAAAGCUUGAGUAGUUUCACACUACCAUGUAAAAUCUGUGGAUGGAAUCUAAAGUUUCUUUAGCUAUGGCAAAGGGUUUAGGCAUGCCCAGUGGGAUUUUUCACUUUUUCCCCAUGUAUCAUAAUCUGCUUUUGAAAGUCCCCUUUGGUUCAAAAUUUGUCUUCCAUGAGUUAUGGUGAGCUGCACAAGUCCUUGAACAUGUAGAACUAGUUAUGCAAUUAUUGGGAACUGCCCAUAGUUUUUCUGCAUAAGGAGCAUACCUCAACUCAUUUCUCACUGUCCCCAGUAGAAAAAGUGCUAUAAAUAAUUAUCAAUGUCUGUUAAAUUAUGACUAGCUCGAUGCUAUCCAUCUGCUCUAGUUGGACAGCACAAUAAGCAGGGUUUUUCACCAUAGCAUUUGACAAGGGGAGCAGGGUUCGCUGUUAAACACCCCACCUCAUAUUUCCUGUUCUAAAAUACAUCCCAUAUAUCUGUUACAAUGGAAUUUGGGCAUGUUAUUCCUCUCACCCAUGCACAAUUUAACUGAUCUAAUAAAAGGUUUCCAUUGCAGAAAUGUGAUGGUACUUUGUGUCAUUAGUGAGACUGUUUUGUUCUCCUGGGAGCUAUUUGCACCUUGCCAUGUGGUUUUACAAUGUCUUGUUAGCCUAGCAGUUUGUUGGAUUAGAAAAUUUAGAAUAAAGUAUUCCAUUAAACUAUUCUGUCUUAAAAUUUCUGGGCGCAGGAUGUGACCCUCUUAAGUUCUGUUCGUUGUGAUUAUUUGAAUUUGUCCUUUUUUAGAUGUGUAAUAUUUCUUCUACUGAUUAUAAGCAAAAGAAAUAGGAGAAACUGCGAAUUAAUGGAAUUUGCAAAUACAUGUCAGUUCAGGGCAACAGUAUUCCCUAUGGCAGCUCAGGUACUUAACUGCACUCAGUGAAGUUUUCAUCAAAGCAUGCAUAGAUUCACUGAUUUUUUGUCUGCUGUAAACAAUUAUUUGGAUUAAAAGAAGGCAAAAAGUACUUGGUUAUGAAAACUGAAAUCUUUUAUGGGUGGGGAAUUAAACCUUUUGCAUUAUGUAACAGUAGUAUAGAAUACAAAUCUUGCAUGUACAGUUACAAGUUUGUAAAUAUUAGUUUAUAGUUUUAACACAAUCGUUUAUUUCCUGAAGCUUGCUAUAGCUUCCAGUGUCUACUGUCUGCUGUUCCAUUACUUGUAGCAAUAUGUUAUGGGAGAACUGUCAUGUAUAUCUGUAUAAAGUGCAAUACAUCA